CCUGGUCCUGCUCUGCCUGGGGAGACUGGAAGACGGGGAGGGGAGACCCUGCUCUGGGAGGGACCCCGACCCCACCCACAGCCAGGCCCUGCUCCCUGGAGACCCCAGGCUCAGGAGCCCCGGGGAGGAGAGGACGGGGACAGGGGCAAACCUCUCACGGGGAGCUCUCCUCCAGGGCUGUGUGCAGGCCCCAGGACCCGAGUGCAGGCAGGGACCCUCCCCAGACCCAUCCUCUGGGCUGAGCCAGGCUCUGUGAUCGCCCUGGGCAGCCCUGGGACCCUGUGGUGUCAGGGGACCCUGGAGGCCCAGGAGUGCCGUCUGUAUAAAGAGGGAAUCCCAGAGCCCUGGGACAGAGUGAUGCCCCUGGAGCGCAGAAACAAGGUCAAGUUCUCCAUCCCUCUCAUGGCUGAGGUGUACGCGGGGCGCUACAGCUGUGUCUGCCUCAGCACUGCUGGCUGGUCAGAGCCCAGUGAUGCCCUGGAGCUGCGGGUGUCAGGAGCCUACAGCAAGCCCAGCCUCUCGGCCCUGCCCAGCCCCGUGGUGACCUCAGGGGACAAUGUGACCCUCCAGUGCCGCUCCCAGCUGGGAUUCCACAGGUUCAUUCUGACAGAGGAGGGGGCGCCCUGGGCUGCCAGGACCCGGAGCUCAGAGCCACACCCUAGUGCGCAGUCCCAGGCCCUGUUCCCUGUGGGCCCUGUGACUCCUGGCCGCAGGUGGGCGUUCCAAUGCUAUGGCUCCUACAGGGAGAAUCCUUCUGUGUGGUCAGAGCCCAGUGACGCCCUGGAGCUGGGGGUGACAGGAGGACCAGAGCCCAGCAGCCCCUCGCACCCCCAGCCAGGCUCCCCCGCUGCCCCAGCGCCCCAGGACCACUCCCUGGAGAACCUCAUCCGCAUGGGCGUGGCGGGCUUGGUCCUGCUGGGCCUCGGGCUUCUGCUGGCAGAGGCUUGGUACAGCCAGAGAAGGACCCGGGCUGCAGGCCAGCGGAGCCCGAGCUCUGCAGCCCACGGAGAGGGAACCCGUGACGUCUCCCCACUCAUCUCCAGCCAGACUCUGGGCCUGCGCCCCUCACAGCUGCUCUGCUCCACAGGGACCAUGGGUGGCAGGUCCCAGACCUCAGCCCUCACUGCCCUCCUCUGCCUGGGGCUGUGCCGGGUGCCAGGGGAUGGGGCACAGGCGGGGACCCUCCCCAAGCCCUCCAUCUGGGCCGACCCAGGCCCCCUGGUCGCCGUAGGGAGACCUGUGACCCUCUGGUGCCAGGGGUCUCUGCAGGCUGAGGUCUAUCAUAUGUAUACAGAGAGCGGCCGUCAUCCCUGGGAAACGAGGCCCCAGCAGGACUCCAGACACAAGGCCAGCUUCUCCGUGAUCACAUCCAUGAGCUCCCAUGACACAGGGCAGUACUGUUGUGUGUAUUGGACCUCGCUCGGCCACUCCCAGCCCAGUGACCCCCUGACCCUGGUGGUGACGGGGAUGUUCCCGGCGCCCUCCCUGUCGGCCCAGGCAAGCCCCGUGGUGGCGUCAGGAGAGAACGUGUCCCUCUCCUGUGGCUCAGAUGAGGCGGGCACUGCCCAUCUGCUGAAGGAGGGUGGAGCCGGCCCCCUGCACAGCCUGGAAGCCAGAUACUCCCAUGGGGCUGGGCUGUGGCAGGUCACCUUCCUCCUGGGCCCCGUGGACAGCACCCAAAGGGGCAUCUACAGGUGCUACCAUGCUGACACCAACAAGACCCAUGUGUGGUCACUUCCCAGUGACCCCCUGCAGCUGGAGGUGUCAGGUGAGGGCCCAGCCCUGUCUCAUCAGUCCUCAUGGUCAGUGCAGGGCUGUCCCCACAGGAGGACUGGGCUGGGGGAGGGGACCUGGGGGAGGUCACAGGGAGUGAGAAACAGCAGAGGUCUCAGCCCUGGGGCCCGGGUCAUCCUGUGUGGCACAGGGUUUGUGUGGGAAGUGGAGUGGAUGGAACAGGGGUGCUGGAGUUGGGAAGGGAACUGGGCUGGGUGCACAGGCCUCUCACAAAGCCCACGCUGGGCGAGGGGACUCCCUAGACACAAAGAUGUGCAGUCUGGGCUCAGGCUGCUGCGGGGAGGUGGGGUCCUGUGUUACAGGGUCUGGCCAGCCUAGGUGACCCCUCCGUGCACACCACCAGCCCCAGCGCCCCAGGACCACACCCUGGAGAACCUCAUCCGCAUAGGCAUGGCGGGCUUGGUCCUGCUGGGCCUCGGGCUUCUGCUGGCAGAGGCUUGGUACAGCCAGAGAAGGAACCGGGCUGCAGGCCGGUGGUGACCUGGAGAGAGGACAGCGCUGGGUCAGAGAGGCCGAGCCCUGGGGGCGGGGCAGGGGGGAGCGUGAGCACAGUGGGGAACAGUCUUCCAGCAUUCGGUUGCGGGAACUGUCUGGGGGCAGCAGGG
Molecule: messenger RNA, 2399 nt
Organism: Oryctolagus cuniculus (rabbit)
Lineage: Eukaryota; Metazoa; Chordata; Mammalia; Lagomorpha; Leporidae
Source: RefSeq, a predicted model, not a curated record